AUGACAUCAGAAUUUUUAAAUCGUACACAGAUAUGGGUGGAGAGCCUGCAGAGGUGGCACCUCGAAUUGUUUGUCAUCCCUACCUCUGUGAUCACACUUGCCACUCUGCUAACCAACCCUGUUCUCUUGGUAUGCAUCUUUCUGUCCCGUGUCUUGCGUCAGGAGACGCGUUACCUGCUGGUGGCCAACACGCUGACAGCAGACAUGCUCUUCCUCAUCCUCAACCUGGCCACAAUGAUUUGCAACGCUGUGAGAGCUGAGGUGUCCUGGCUAGUUUGUGAGCUGGUCACAGCUGUCACUGUUACUGCCUACUGCUGUGCCAUCCUCACCGUCACCCUCAUGGUGGUCGACACCUACACUGCCGUUCGCUGGCCACUCCGUUACCAUGACCUUCUUCCGCCUGCCCGUGCCCACUGCAUCCUGGUGGGGGUGUGGGUUCUGGCAGCCAUUUGCCCAUUCACCCUGGUGAUCAUGGUUGAGAUGAAGAGGGGAAACCCCCACGAAAAGGUGGCUGUAUGUCUAGCCCUCAUCUCCCUGGGCUUCAUUGAGUUCAACGUGAUAGGGAUUCACAUCUACUUCUUAGUAGCAGCACUCAUCUGCACCUUGCUCAUUUUUUACUGCUACAUUCGGCUCUACAUGGUGACGAGGGCCCAGGGUAUCUGGCAGAGCCGCUUCUCUCGGGCCCGCGUCACACUGCUGGCCCACGGGGUUCUACUCCUACUCUACUUUGCCCCCGGCUUUGUUUUCACCCUGGAGCUCUACCUGUUUCAGCGGACAGACAUAAGUGAAGAUGUCCUUGUGUGGGUCAGCACAGUCAAUAUGUGCGUUUUUAUGUUACUGCCCAGGGCGUUUGCUCCAUACCUGUAUGGGCUGAGGUACAGGGAGAUCUCUGAUACUCUUGUGCAGCUGUUGAAUCGGCACAGACUCAGCCAGAUCACAGUAGCAUAA
Messenger RNA from Scomber scombrus (Atlantic mackerel), 948 nucleotides. Its product is annotated as probable G-protein coupled receptor 148. The coding region runs from base 1 to 948 and encodes 315 amino acids. The transcript has a single exon. Lineage: Eukaryota; Metazoa; Chordata; Actinopteri; Scombriformes; Scombridae. Gene Ontology annotation, molecular function: G protein-coupled receptor activity. Gene Ontology annotation, cellular component: membrane. The record is from RefSeq and is a predicted model, not a curated record. Gene Ontology annotation, biological process: G protein-coupled receptor signaling pathway.